GGGUUGGAAAAAAAAACGAUAAACAGGUCGGUGGGUCGAGACGAUCUCGACUGCACUGCACCACUGCACCACAUCGUUGCUACAUCGCCCAAGUUUAAGUGAAACGCGUCCAAGAUAACCGUAAAUAUUCCACCCCUCCCCCAAACCCCAACCAUCCCGCUGGCGUGCGCUUUAUACGACCCCCACGAUGUCUCGGCAGUCGGGUCGCACGCCGCUGCCGGGGCGUGGUGGGGGCACCACACACCGCACACCCACUCCCACACCCCCACGCACCCGCAUCCGCAUCCGCACCAUCAGGCGCAUCCCUCGCUACCCGCCAUGCAGCAGCACCACCUCCAGCAGCAGCAACAGCAGCAGCAGCAGUUGCAACAGCAACAACAACAGCAGCAGCAGGAGCAGCAACAGCAGCAACACUUGCAGCAACUGCAUCAGCAUGCCGCUCACCACCACCUGCCUCAGCCUCUGCAUACCACCAGCCUCCAUCACAGUGCGCUGCCCCACCAGCAGCAGCAUUCCGUGGUCGCAUCCUCGCCCUCCUCGGUGCUCCAGCAGCAGCAGCAGCAGACGACACCCACCACACAUUCCACGCCCACGCAUGCGGUCAUGUACGAGGAUCCCCCGCCUGUGCCAAUUGUCGCCGUGCAGCAGCAACACCUCCCCGCUCCCCAGCAGCAGCAGCAGCAACAACAGCAGCAGCAGCAACAACAGCUGGCGACAACACCGGUGGCCGGCGCCCUCAGUCCCGCCCAAACUCCCACUGGACCCUCCGCCCAACAGCAGCAGCAGCAACAACAGCAGACGCAGCAGCAACAUCUCACCUCGCCCCAUCACCAGCAACUGCCCCAGCAGCAACAGACCCCGAACAGCGUGGUCAGUGGCGCCUCCUCGAAUCUCCAGCAGCAGCAGAACUCCACGCUCCCUCCUGGCCAGACACAAAUCGUUGCGCCCACCACGGCGAGUGUUUCUCCCUCCAGUGUUAGUUCGCAGAAGGAAGACAUAAAUAUGUCCAUCCAAUUAGCGCCACUGCACAUACCCGCCAUCCGGGCCGGACCAGGGUUCGAGACGGACGCCUCGGCGGCUGUCAAGCGGCACCCUGCGGCCCACUGGGCCUACAACGAGGAGUUCAACCAGACAUACCCCCACACAUACGGAUCACCGUACGGCAUGGAGCCUCGCGAUCGCAAGCACAUGUUCCCGUACCCCCCCUAUACAGAUACCCAGUUUCAGGGCUGGCCCUAUACAUACCGCCCCGACCAGACGACCUACAUGAGCGCCACCGAGGACCGCCACGUGACUGCAGCAGCGUCGGCCCGCCAGUCCGUCGAGGGUACUUCGCAGUCCAGCUAUGAGCCGCCCACCUACUCCUCGCCGGGCGGACUUCGCGGCUAUCCCAGCGAGGCCUACUCCAGCUCAGGAGCCUCCGGAGGAUUGUCAGUGGGUGCCGUGGGUCCUUGCACGCCCAACAACGCCCUGCACGAGUGGACCGGUCAGGUGUCCGUCCGGAAAAAGCGAAAGCCCUACUCCAAGUUCCAGACCCUGGAGCUGGAGAAGGAGUUCCUCUUCAAUGCGUACGUGUCCAAGCAGAAGCGCUGGGAGCUGGCCAGGAAUCUGCAACUGACCGAGCGACAGGUAAAGAUCUGGUUCCAGAACCGGCGCAUGAAAAACAAGAAGAACUCACAGCGCCAGGCCAAUCAGCAGAACAACAACAACAACUCGAGCAGCAACCACAACCACGCCCAGGCCGCCCAGCAGCACCACAGCAACCACCACCUGAGCCUCGGCCUGAGCAUGGGCCAUCACUCCACCAAGAUGCACCAGUGACCCUUGGACAACAGCAGCGCGGGCGCCAUGGGCUUUGCCACCUACUAGCAGUUAGCCAACCCGGGUUUGGGUCCAGCUUCCGGCACCGGCACCGGGAAUCCCGCCCAGCCGCAUCCACCCAACCCGAUGGCCGAUCCGCAAACGCAUUCGCAUCCGCAUCCGAAUACCCAUCUGAUCAAAAACGAACUGGCACUGGACUUCCCCUGUUAGCCAAUCAAUUAAAUGUACAAAAAAAUAAUGAAAAGAUAAUGGAUAACGCAGAUCUCUGGGAUUCGAGGAGUUGAGGAACUGCAUCUGGAAGGAGGAGUAAGCUAGGACUCGCAGGCGUCGCUGUUCAUUGCUGACAAAGAUGUUGAUUGAAAUGCAGUUAAUUAUUAAGUAAUAGAGAUCUAAGCCGAAUGCAUUCAGCUUAGUUCGGUAGAUGAAUAUAGAUACAAGAUACAAGAUACAUGAUACAAGUAAGGAGGAGAAGUAGCAGCAGACACAGAUGCACUUUAGAUUCGCAACUGUUUGAAAAUAUAUAUAAAUAUGAAGAUGUAUGUAUUUCUCUCUCAAAGCUUUCAUUAACCCUAAGCGAGCACUAUGAAUUUUCUGAAUUAUAAAUUAUAAACAAAAAUAUGAAUAUAUAAUCCCGCAUAAAUUAUGAAAACACGCGUUCGAGUAGUAAAUUUUACCAUAACUAUCCAUGUAAGAGCGGUAGGAUGAGCACAUCGUAGACCCAGCUAAAAUGUUAUUGAAACAAAAACUAAAAUUGUAUAACAAUUUAACGAGAUCCUCUCAGCCCUCCUCACUACCAACACCCAGUCUCGCUGGCACACAUACACACACUUCAAUUUCAACUUCAACAAAAUCCACACACAAUCUCCGCGGUCUAGGAUAAAUUUUGUCGUACAAUGUUCGUCGUGUCGUGUCCUUUGAUACUAUUUAAGUUCCUGUAUAUAAACUAAGACAUUGCGCUGACUUCCGGACGAAGCAAACACCCGAUAAUUAAAUUAAAAUCAAAUAUAUAUUUAUAUAGUAAUUGUACUACUAUAUGAACUCGAAUUCGAUUUUAGCAAAAAUGUUAAUCGUAAGUCGCAAAAUUUCAAUGUGUGUGUGCAUGUUUACUCCCUAGUUGAAGUCGCUUUCGAAUUAAAUUAACUCUAAACUCGUACUCGUAAUUCUUAAAAAAAAAAA
Messenger RNA from Drosophila bipectinata, 2997 nucleotides. RefSeq names its product Abdominal B (gene Abd-B). Gene Ontology annotation, biological process: regulation of transcription by RNA polymerase II. NCBI's taxonomy places the organism in Eukaryota, Metazoa, Arthropoda, Insecta, Diptera, Drosophilidae. Gene Ontology annotation, molecular function: RNA polymerase II cis-regulatory region sequence-specific DNA binding; DNA-binding transcription factor activity, RNA polymerase II-specific. Gene Ontology annotation, cellular component: nucleus. The record is from RefSeq and is a predicted model, not a curated record.